This is a messenger RNA of Diaporthe citri, 1032 nucleotides long. RefSeq lists its product as uncharacterized. The transcript is spliced from 3 exons. NCBI's taxonomy places the organism in Eukaryota, Fungi, Ascomycota, Sordariomycetes, Diaporthales, Diaporthaceae. The record is from RefSeq and is a predicted model, not a curated record. Bases 1 to 1032 code for a protein of 343 amino acids.
AUGGCCGAUGACAAUCAUUUGAGCGGCGGCUCAGCUGAUCAUCAUGAUCCCGACAACGGCUGCCGCGAUACUCAACUCGUCCUAAUCGAGCCUGACAAACACGUCAACCAGCCUGCCUCUGGCCCCUCGUUUCACAGUUUCCCGCCUUCCUUGGGAGCUGCGAAGGAUGGUCUGGGAAUUUGCUCUACCACGAAGCGUUUUCACAUCAGCGACACUGUGUCCCAAGACCUAGCGAAGUUCGGCGGUGCGAUUUCGGUGACCACGUCAAUCACCAAUGAGACCGAUAUCUACAUACGAACCUGGUUCAGUCCCAAACUCGACACGCUCACGCUCGACCCAGUCGAUCUUGUGUUGCUUGGACUUUUCGCGGAGGACGCCCGUUGCGACCUGAUCAACAGUCUCGGCUCUCCCACGACGUGUCUGCUGGUUCACGAUUGGUCUCGAACUUACGGACGGCUUAUCAAUCCCGUAUACCAGCAGUAUAUCAAGAGCCGUGACAAAAUUCUGCUCAACAUCGGAGAUGUCCGCUUUGUGCUCAAAGACAAGGUUUGGGACAUUGAAACGGCCGCGCAGGCGUUGGGAACUGUCGAACCUGGCGCGCAGGUCAUUCAUCUGAACGACACCGCCGCUCUGUGCAAGGGCCUCGAGCUGUGGGAGCACUGCUGCCAAUAUGAAACAACUGCCUCCUGGGCAAACAAACACUGCGAUGUCGGAGCUUGGUUGAAGAUGGCUAUCGAUGAGGGAAAGAGAGAAGGAGCUCGAGGAUGGAUGAGAAGAUACAAGGCAUGGGUAGUGGAGGAGCAGGCGUACGAGAAGCGUCUUGUCUCUCCUGAGGCCUAUUACGUGCUCCGACUCGCUGACCAUAUCCUUUCCGCCCCCGGCUUACGACCAAACCGACAUUGCGGCCAUGAAAUCGUGGACUACACCGGAAGACUCAAGAAGGACCACCCUCUGGUUGGGGAGCUCGACAUCAAGAUGCCGGAGAUCAUUCCUGUCUGCACAAUCAACAUUCUUGGGCGAUGCUGCUGUUGA